AUGAUAGUGAGUUUCUUCCCCGACAGUGUCUGGGGAUGUACAGUGAAGCAGCACCAAAAGCAGAAACACCUCCUGUACCAUAAGAUCAUCUACACCCUCAUUAGCGAUAAGUACAAAAGCCGAAUCCUGCGGAAGUCGUCCUUCGCGCUGCUCUAUCUGUCGUACGUGUUUAUAAAGAUGCUGCCGGUGACGUUGGCGAUCGAAACGCACACCGGCACCAAAUCGAUCACCUCGCUGGCAGUGAAACCGCGUCCGCUACCGGAAAUGGUGGCCCCGCCGCUUGACGAUGAGGACGACGAUUACUUCGACGAUUACGUCGACGAGUACGAUAUAGUGAACAAUAAAUCGGCCAAGGGAAUGUACGUCGGGGCACCGUGCGAGUUUACGUGCCACGCUAAGCUUCAUCACGUGUACUGUGAUCCUACGACCAACACCUGCAGCUGCGAGAAAGAUUACGUCGUGCUGAUUGGUAUACUGAAAGGAUGUGCCAAGCCCAAAAAACUUGGGGAACAAUGCUUCUACCAUCAGACCUGCAUCUACAACGACGAGCAUGCGAUGUGUGUGCAGAUCGUGCACAACGCCAUCUGUCAAUGUGCGCCCGGUUUCCACUCGGUCAGCUACUCGAAGCCAACGAAACGUGUCUUCUGCACACAAGACUUGGCCACCAUAACUGCGGAUCUUCCGACGCUGUUUGGCGUCACAAGCGGCAUAGCCGUGCUGGCGGGGCUCAUUUGCAUGGUGCUGCAUUUAUUUAGCAAAACGAAAUACCCUCGACCGAGGCAUUUCGGUGACGCGAACCUCGCCCCGCCGAUACUAUUUUCCAGUGAUACAGGGAUACCAUUGACAAUACAGUCGGCAAGACCGUCAUCUCGUUCCAGUCAGCGCUCGAGCGGUUCCAUCGGUUCCUAUGGCAAUCGGCGGUCGUCCAGUGCGCCGCUGCACGGCUCCAAAGGCGUCCUGGUUUCGACCUCCCGUACAGGUGCGGCCCGAUCUGCCGCCAUAUUGCUUGUAUCAUGUCACAUAUCUGCAAUUAGAAAUAGUAAAUCCACUAGUACCGAUUCCCAGCACCCCAGCAGCUAUCUGAGCGACGACAAUAUGACCAAAUAUCUCGAGCGCCAGCUCGAGCACCAGAAGCAGCUGCUCUACCUGGACAUACCGUCGCUCAGAACGCACAAUAAGUUGUUUUCCAAGUUUUGCAAGGCUACCGCCCUCAUCGGCGGCCAUCAUGCGGAAGCCGCCCGGAACGACGAUGGCAACACUGGCGAUGGUGACGAUGGUGCGACGGCCGGCGGCAGCGGUGGCGUUGGCAGCAAUAAUGGCCAGUAUCACGGACCGUAUCACUACGUGGGCGCUUCCACCAACGAUGAUUCGAGCUUCGACGAUGAGGACGGUCGUGGUUCCCGAAGACCAAGUUUAGCUUCCGUGCACAGUACCAGCUCGUCCGUGCGGAGCUACAGUAUGCGUCGGUUCGAGCAGGAGAUCCAGCAGAAGGAACUGCGGCAGGAGAUGAAACGGCACCUGGCGCGGCUCCAGGAGCAGCAGCAGCUGCAGAAGAUCAAACCGAACAUCAUCAUCGGUGAUGUGAUAUCGUGCCCUAUGAAUAAACCGAUUCUGACGACGCCUAGCCCGAUGACGCCUAACUCAGUCGACGACAUACUUCCGUCGGUGGACGAAACACAGGAGUUCUCGCCGAACCUAAGCCAACGGUCGAUUAGCGACAGUACGGGUGGCUGUUUCGAUGGGCCGUGUAGCUCCACGGAAUUGUUGAAGUAGUAAAUGUUGACUUCCGGAGCGCGUGAUCCUCUAGGCGUGAGCUCGUAGGCGAAAUGUUAUAUAGAAAGUCGUUUUAUGGAAAUUUUUAGAGUGAUAAGCAAACCCAAACCCCGAA
Anopheles nili is the source of this 1888-nucleotide messenger RNA. RefSeq lists its product as uncharacterized. The record is from RefSeq and is a predicted model, not a curated record. Lineage: Eukaryota; Metazoa; Arthropoda; Insecta; Diptera; Culicidae. The coding region runs from base 1 to 1773 and encodes 590 amino acids. The transcript is spliced from 7 exons.